Messenger RNA from Chelonoidis abingdonii (Abingdon island giant tortoise), 1745 nucleotides. It is a transcript of the gene ENO2, whose product is annotated as enolase 2. Lineage: Eukaryota; Metazoa; Chordata; Testudines; Testudinidae. Gene Ontology annotation, cellular component: phosphopyruvate hydratase complex. Gene Ontology annotation, biological process: glycolytic process. The record is from RefSeq and is a predicted model, not a curated record. Gene Ontology annotation, molecular function: magnesium ion binding; phosphopyruvate hydratase activity.
ACGUGCUGUUUGCAAAGCUUCUUCUAAAUCCUGACUCAUCGCAGCUCUGGGUCACAUGCUGCUGUCUCGGCCCUAUCAGGGGCGUCUCCAUCCUGCUGCUGCUGCUGCCGUUGGCUUAGAGGACACAUCAUCUCCCCUUGAGGUCCUGCUCCUACAUCCUUUCUCAGCUCCAUCCUCCUCCUUCUUCCAGCAGCACUUUCUCAGUCUCUUGCUCACACCUGCCUUAGGAAGGACAGCACUGCUGCAGCCUGUGAGUUCCAGUGCGGCUCUUCCUCCAUCUGGGGCCUUGGAGGUGGAGAACUGGACAGUGAGAGACAGAAGAAGCAAGGAAGGAAAGGAAAGAUCGGGAUCACCAUGUCCAUUGAAAAGAUCCAUGCCCGGGAGAUCCUGGAUUCCCGUGGGAAUCCCACCAUUGAGGUGGAUUUGUACACAGAAAAAGGCAUGUUCCGUGCUGCAGUUCCUAGUGGUGCUUCCACUGGCAUCUACGAAGCUCUGGAGCUGCGAGACAAUGACAAGUUCAGAUUCCUCGGAAAAGGGGUCCUGCAGGCAGUGGAUCAUAUCAACAGUACUAUUGCCCCAGCUCUCCUGGGCUCUGGCUUCUCUGUUGUGGAUCAAGAGAAGAUAGAUAACCUCAUGCUAGAGAUGGACGGGACAGAAAAUAAAUCUAAAUUUGGAGCCAAUGCAAUCCUGGGGGUCUCUCUGGCUGUGUGCAAGGCAGGUGCUGCGGAGAAGGAUGUGCCCCUGUACCGACACAUCGCUGACCUGGCUGGGAACUCCGACCUCAUCCUGCCAGUGCCCGCCUUCAAUGUGAUCAAUGGAGGCUCCCACGCAGGGAACAAGCUGGCCAUGCAGGAGUUCAUGAUCCUGCCUGUGGGGGCUGAAAGCUUCCGUGAUGCCAUGCGCAUUGGAGCCGAGGUCUACCACAACCUCAAGAGCGUCAUCAAGGAAAAGUAUGGGAAGGAUGCCACCAAUGUGGGUGAUGAGGGCGGCUUUGCCCCCAACAUCCUGGAGAACAGCGAAGCUCUGGAACUCCUCAAGGAAGCCAUUGACAAAGCCGGCUACACUGAGAAGAUUGUCAUUGGCAUGGAUGUGGCAGCAUCUGAGUUCUACCGCGAUGGCAAAUACGAUUUGGACUUCAAAUCCCCUGAUGACCCCAGCCGCUGCAUCUCUGCCGAUGAGCUGGGAGACCUCUACCAAAGCUUUGUUCACGAUUACCCAGUGGUCUCCAUUGAGGAUCCUUUUGAUCAGGAUGACUGGGAGGCCUGGUCCAAGUUCACAGCCAAUGUGGGGAUUCAGAUUGUGGGGGAUGACCUGACAGUGACCAACCCCAAGCGCAUUGAGCGAGCUGUUGAGGAAAAAGCCUGCAACUGCCUCCUGCUCAAAGUCAACCAGAUUGGAUCAGUUACUGAAGCCAUUCAAGCCUGUAAGUUGGCCCAGGAGAAUGGCUGGGGAGUGAUGGUGAGUCACCGAUCUGGGGAGACUGAAGACACCUUCAUUGCUGAUCUGGUUGUGGGCCUGUGUACUGGGCAGAUAAAGACAGGAGCCCCCUGCAGGUCUGAGCGACUGGCCAAAUACAACCAGCUUAUGAGGAUUGAGGAAGAGCUUGGGGAUGAAGCUCGCUUCGCUGGACACAACUUUCGUAACCCAAGUGUCCUUUGAACACUGCCCAUGGCACACUGCAACUCCCCAGCCAAUUCCCAAUGCACAGACUCUGAAGCUACCUUUCCUGCACCAUCCCCCCCGGC